UGUGGUCUACGUGUUGUUUUGUAAUUUGCCGCUAAGAAAAUUCGAUUUUUAUGAAAUAAAAUUGGUCUUAAUACGUGUCCACUACAACAAUUUAUGACCUACAAUUUACACCUAGUUCAUUUUAUAGGUGGACAAGAUCACGUUUUGACAUAAAAUUAUUAAUUACUUCGUGUUUUUAUAGUGCAUAACAAUGUCUAAGGAUAGAAGUGAAUUUCGAUUCAUAUUUUAUGCUGGCGCUAUAUUUAUUUGUUACUUUAUAUUUGGUUUAUUACAAGAGAAAAUAACAAGGGGGAAAUAUGGGGAUAAUGAGCAAUUUACAUGUGCUUUGGCCCUCACUUUGGUACAGUGUAUCGUGAAUUACAUAUUCGCACAAAUUUUGAUGUUAUCCUGGAAGCAUGAUGUAGAUACUACAAGGAAAGUGUACUACUUCUCAUCAGCAAUGACAUACCUUCUAGCAAUGGUUUGUUCAAACAUGGCACUGCAAUGGCUUAACUAUCCAACACAGGUGGUGGGCAAAGCAGCCAAGCCAAUUCCAGUCAUGGUUCUUGGAGUGCUAAUUGGUAGGAAAUCCUAUCCACUGAAGAAGUACCUUUUUGUACUGCUAAUAGUUACCGGUGUGGUACUCUUUUUAUACAAGGAUCAGAGCAACAAAACUACUAACUCCCAGGGUUUUGGGCUAGGGGAAUUGCUAAUUAUCCUGUCUUUGACCAUGGAUGGCUUAACUGGCGCUGUACAGGAACGUAUCAAGCACGAGUCAUCUCCCAGUGCUUAUUCAAUGAUGUUGAACACAAAUUGGUGGUCAACAAUCAUAUUAUCUAUCGCUAUUGUGUUUAGCGGUGAAAUCUUCCAAUUUAUAACUUUUGUAACUAAGUACCCGGAGGUGUUGGUUUAUCUGACCGCAUUCGCACUCACCGGUGCUUUAGGACAGCUCUUCAUAUUUUUCAUGGUAUCAGAAUUUGGUCCCUUACCAUGUUCAGUGGUGACGACCACCAGGAAAUUCUUCACGGUUCUCGCAUCGGUCCUUGUAUUCGGUAAUGUCUUGGCUGGAAGACAGUGGUUUGGGGCCGUUUUGGUGUUUACUGGUCUCUUCUUGGACAUAUUUUACAGCAAAGGCAAGGCGCAGCCUCCAAAGCGUGUGGCUCAUAAGUGAUUUAAAACACACCUAUAUUUAUAUGUAUAAAAAACUGCAUAAGUAUAUAAUUUAUAUUUAUAUAAUAUACAAUUUUUUAAUUUGAUCACCUUGUCAAAAUCGACCAAAAUAUUGUCUUGCAUUUCCACUGAUCUCUGUUAGUUGGUUACAUAUUAUCAUCAUUCAUGAUAUAAGUGAUAAUUUGCUUAAUUUAAAUCAGUGAUUACUUACAUAUCCCAUAUUUUAUAUGAAAUACUUGUUUGUAAACUAUUUCAUAUUUGUUUACUUAAAUACAAUAUUUUUAUGUAAUAGAUAAAUCGGAUGUAGAUGUGAGUUAUUUUAGAAUUUUCUAUAAUAUACCUACAUAUUGUGUACAAUUUCCAAUUGGAAGAUUUUUCUCAUGUCUCAUUUUUUUAUCUAAUUAUAAAGUAUACUAAUUAUACAUCUAUACGAUUUAUACAUGCAGUAAUAACUGAAUGAAUUGGUAGCUUUUUGGUUAUUUGUUGGUAUUGUGUGAGACAAAACUUGCAUAGAUUUCCUUCCAGUAUAUGAGAUGAAUGUCAUAAACAUAUAUUUUUACACACAAUGAAGACAAAAAUAAUAAAAAGUAUUUGCUUUAUACAUAAUAUUUAUGAGUUUAUGAUCUGCUUAAAAUAUAAUGAAUAAAUUAUAUACUUUUAUAUAACAAUUAUUUAAUCCCAUGAACAGGCAGUUUGGUUUUAAUUACAAUUAAUAAGAAAAUUGUAUCUAAUACUGUAUUUUAUAAUAGAGUAUAACAAAGAAUAUUCUGUAUUUUAUAUUUAAAUUUAUAUAAUUAUUUUUAAAUUCACCAUGACAAACGUUGUUAUUAAUUAUUUUGCCUGUUACAUUACCUUUUAUUCUACGCAUUUUUUUGGUAUAAUUACGCGGUACGGCCGAAACGGGACUGAAUUUAAUUAUUCUAUUUUGCAAUAGAUAAAGAUUAUUCUUGUUUUAUUUUAAAUUUGGAUCAGAUUUUUGAUAUGUAAUACAUUUGUUUAUUUUUAUAGUAAAGCGGUACUUAAAAGUUUACUUAAUAGCCAACGAUUAUAGACUGUCCAUUAAACUUAUAAAUAUAUAGCAGAGCCGUAAGAGAAUGGUUACCGCAUUUUUAUGUUAAAUUUUAUUCCUUUGUUAAAUAUCUUAUAUCAUUUAUAUUUUAUAUACAUAAUCAGUAUACUGUUCUUUUAUUUAAGGUAAUACUUUUAUUUGGAUAGUCCAUAUUAAAAAGUAAAGCGGGCACAUAAAUAUAACACAUAAAACGAGGAAUAUAUUUAGUGAGAUGUGAGAAUGUGAGAACAGGAUAGUGAAAUGUGUUGUAAUAGUAAUUUUGUUUAAAUACAUAGUUUAAUAUAUUAAAUUAAUUGAUUUAAUGUAAUAAUGAUGUACGAAUAAAAAAGACUGUAUUUUAAUUGUAGUUUAUAUAAUUAGUACUUAUUCCAGAAAAUAUACUAAUUAUAUAAACUUAAAUAUGAUCAAUUACAAAAAUUCCAUCUAGGAUGGUAUGUGUAUGUAUACCAUAGACAUACCAUCUCUGUAUAAAUUAAUGAUUGUAUAGAAUUAUUGUACUAAACCAUAUACCAUCGACGACGUUUACCUCGAUUUUGUCUUCUAUAUACUUUUAUAGAUUAUUACGGAGAGUAGUAUUUAAGACUACUAUUUUUAAUAAACACAACAUUUUUUAUUUUAAAUCUAUUUGUUUACAAAUAUACCAAAAUCUAUGUAAUAAUGGAAUGUCCGACUAAUGGUUUGCAGAGACUUAUUUUGAUAGAUGGCUUAAUAAGUUUAUAUAAUAAAAAAGAAGCCCCUUACCAUCUAUAGUACAAAACCCAGAAAUUUAUUAAUUUUUAUAUGACUUCUAAGGACUUAUAGU
This is a messenger RNA of Achroia grisella, 3020 nucleotides long. RefSeq names its product solute carrier family 35 member B1 homolog (gene meigo). Lineage: Eukaryota; Metazoa; Arthropoda; Insecta; Lepidoptera; Pyralidae. The coding region runs from base 191 to 1150 and encodes 319 amino acids. The transcript is spliced from 7 exons. Gene Ontology annotation, biological process: UDP-galactose transmembrane transport. Gene Ontology annotation, molecular function: UDP-glucose transmembrane transporter activity; UDP-galactose transmembrane transporter activity. The record is from RefSeq and is a predicted model, not a curated record. Gene Ontology annotation, cellular component: Golgi membrane; endoplasmic reticulum membrane.